Molecule: messenger RNA, 1872 nt
Organism: Stomoxys calcitrans (stable fly)
Lineage: Eukaryota; Metazoa; Arthropoda; Insecta; Diptera; Muscidae
Product: esterase-5B
Exons: 3
Coding region: 16-1743 (575 amino acids)
Source: RefSeq, a predicted model, not a curated record
UAACUUAUCAAUGCAAUGGAAAAGAUUGAAACAACAGAGUUUAGUCAUUUUUUGCUGGCAUCACAAUUUUGUGCAAUUUCUUAUCAGUCGUCUAGUAGCUCUCAAUCGUUUCGGAAGAUGAAAUUUAAGUACUUGGUGUUGGUUUCGAUUUUAAUUGUUGCCUUCGGAGUGUGGUGGGGUAAAAGCAAAAACGAUCCUCUGGUAAUACAAAUAACCAAUGGUCAACUGCGGGGCAAAGAUCAUGAUGAGUAUUACAGCUAUGAGUCGAUACCUUAUGCUGAAACACCCUCAGGAAAGCUGAGGUUUGAAGCCCCACAGCCUUAUGUGAGAAAAUGGCAUGAAGUAUUCGAUGCCAGUGUACCACCCAAGCCGUGCAUGCAAUGGGAUCAAUUUCAAGAUAAACCAGAUAAACUUACUGGCAUCGAGGAUUGCCUAACAGUCAAUAUUUACAAACCCAAAACUGGUAAAAGCAAUUAUCCGGUAAUGGUUUAUCUACAUGGUGGCUGCUUUAUGUUUGGCGAUGUAAACUUUUAUCACCCGAACUAUUUAAUGGAAAAUGGCAAUAUCAUAUUGGUCAAGGUGGUCUAUCGCCUGGGCCCCUUGGGUUUCUUGAGCACAGAGGAUGAGGUUAUUUCGGGAAACUUUGGUCUGAAAGAUCAACGUUUGGCUUUGAAAUGGCUGCAAGAGAAUAUAGCCCAAUUUGGGGGAGAUCCCAAGAAGAUAAUGCUUACUGGAUUCUCGGCAGGAGGAGCCUCGACGCACUUACAAAUGCUGCACACCCAAUCUAAGGGUGUCAUAAAAACCGCUGUCUCCUUUAGUGGUGUCGCCCUAAAUCCCUGGGUUAUCAACAGAAAUGCUCGCGAGAAUGCCUUCAAAUUAGCUGCAGUUAUGAAAUGUCCCAAAACUGAGAACUCCCUAGAAAUCAAAAAGUGUCUGCAACAAAAACCUGCUGAGGAUAUAGUUUCAAGUGUUAAACAUUUCCAGAAUAUUGGCUAUAAUCCUUUCACAACUUUUGGUCCUGUGGUGGAGCAUGAGAAGGCGCCUCAAGCCUUUUUGACUCAACAUCCCAGGGACAUAAUAAAAUCGGGAAAUUUCAAUCAUAUACCAUACCUUGCUGCUGUUACCGCUGAAGAUGGUGGCUACAAUGCCGCUGAGCUAUUGCAAAUUAAUCCCAAAACCGGUCAGGAGUAUAUUUAUCUGUUAAAUGAUCACUGGCCAGACUUGGCUGCCAAGAAUCUAUUUUUAAACAACUUCAAAGAUCAUCCAGUGGAAUAUGCCAAAGCUUUGAGGGAAAAAUAUAUGGGCGAUAAGAAAUUCUCUGUGGAAAAUUAUUUGGAGCUACAGAAAAUGUACACGGAUGUUCUAUUUAAGGAUGGCCUUGUGGAAACAUUGCAACUACACAGCCAACACUCAAAGACACCCAUCUUCAGUUAUGUCUAUGACAAUCCAGCUGAUGAAAGUGCAGGCGUUGCACUCAGUGGCAGGAAGGACAUAAAAUUUGGUACCAACCAUUUAGAUGAUUUGUCCUUGAUUAUGCAUUACCCCAUACGUAGUGCUCCCAGGCCAGAUGAGAAAAUUAUCUCCAAGAAAUUUAUCGAUAUGUUGGUAAAUUUUGUGGAAACAGAGAAACUAGCAUUUGGAGAUUGUGAAUUUGAAAAGAACAAUGCGAACAAUGCGGACAAUGGUGAUGGAGUUAAGAUCUUGUGGAUAGGCAAAGACAAAUGCAAAACUAUAGUAGAGUAAAAAAAUAAUAUUUGUACUCGUAGUUAUUUACUCCUGUAAAGGUGACUGUGUCUAGUUUCUCUGUUAUUGAGAUUGUAAAAAUAGAUGUUCGGCUGAUUAAUAUUUAAAUAAACAUAAAAAACAAUUAAA